Messenger RNA from Aspergillus viridinutans, 528 nucleotides. RefSeq lists its product as uncharacterized. The record is from RefSeq and is a predicted model, not a curated record. Lineage: Eukaryota; Fungi; Ascomycota; Eurotiomycetes; Eurotiales; Aspergillaceae. The coding region runs from base 1 to 528 and encodes 175 amino acids. The transcript is spliced from 2 exons.
AUGGAGUAUGCCGUAAUCUUAAUUGCGACUGGGAAAUUGUUCUUCGCCUACCUUUUAAGUCAAGGAAAAUCACAACAAACGACCGGAAUAGCAGGUAAGGGCUCUUCCCCAAUUCAGACCUCUCGGUGGGAUAAUCUGGACCCUGGCGACGAGCGGCUGGCGUAUCUGAAAGAGCUGGGAAUGCUCUUCAGCUAUUGGAACCAUCCCAAGGUGUGGCAGUCGUUCUGUGACAGCUACAAUGGGAUGCGCGACGUGCUGCUUCAGUUUGACAACUGGUACACUGCCAACUGGGGGCCGAGCGAUCUAGUUGGGGAGUGGAAGAAGUUCAACCAGCUCGAACUGAAGUGGAUUGUCGAGAAAGGGAAGGCAUCGGCGCAAUAUCUCAAGGAGAGUUGUAAGCCGGUGGCGGGCUUCUGGGGGUGGGGGUGGACGCUCAAAUGGCAGGGACUGUUCACCUAUUUCCUGGGGAACCUCCUGUAUCAGUUUGGCAUAAUCAAGCUGGAUCAGACCUGCGUGAAUCUCCAGUAG